Molecule: messenger RNA, 6160 nt
Organism: Bursaphelenchus okinawaensis
Lineage: Eukaryota; Metazoa; Nematoda; Chromadorea; Rhabditida; Aphelenchoididae
Source: the annotation of a GenBank genome assembly
AUGGCUUCAAAGGACUCGAAGCCGCGGCGGAAAAGCUCCUUGCUCGGUGAGUUUUGAGAUUUUCAAAUUAUUUUCAAGUAUUUUGUGUUUUCUCUGGUUUUGCUCGGCUUAAAAUGACUUUUUGGAUUGAAAAAGUGAGUUUUUUGCUUUGAAAAGUCUGUUUAUAAGCUUCAAAAUGAGUUUUUUUGUUUAAUAAGUUGUUUUUAAUCUAAAAUAAGAGUUUCAAAGGCAUUAAAAACACUUUACAUAUCAUUUGAUACAUCAAAACUCACUUUCAAAUCAGUUCAGUCAAUGUUAUGUUAUAAAAACCAACUUUUAACUUUCAAAAUCUUGCUCAAAAACAACUUUCCACACGAAAGAUCUUUCCCAAACUCAAGAAAUGUUGUUGUUUAUGCUCUUCAAACCCCUGAUAACUGCAGAGGCAGGUUGCGCAACAUUUGUGAAAUUAAUAAAGUUUCACGGUGUUUGCCCCCGGAAUCUGGUUAGAAGACGCGGAGAAGAGAAAGUUGUAAACAACUCGCAGACAGACACUCGGGGUGGGGCUGGCAGCGCAAAAACAACCCCCCUCCCGUUCUGUAGUCUCUUUUCGUUAAAGUGCACUCGACGUUUCUCUGCACUUUCGUCUCUCUCUCUUCUCCUCAGGGCUCCACCAGGCAGGAGGGGGGAGGGGGGGGCGUGUGGGUUAGUUUUGGCAGUCAAGGUGCGUUAUAUUCACGCCAGAACGGCCCGGUCAUUUAUUGCCAUUUAUGUCGCCGUUAAUUGCCAUGCAUACCUUUGUUUAGGCUUUGUUUUAGCUCGAAUGGGACAAGUUGGCCUGUUCAAACAUUAGAGGUGGCUACGGGGAACGCUAGGGGGAUUCAGGAGAAAGGUUGGAGGAAAAAGAAAGGGCCUGAUGUUGCUUUCGUUGAAACACUUGUUUUUGGGCUAUCGGUUCGAUUGUUAGCUUAUGUUAUGAUGCCUAUCGUGUCAUCUUCUCUGGUCUUUAGCUUGUUUUGAUGACAUUUUGUGUUAUUUUUGUUAUUGGCCAUUUUUAAAAGAGAGGGAAAACUUGUGUUUAAAUUAAGAAUUUGCUCUUGUAGCUCUUUCGAUAUUAUUUUUAAUUUUUUUGUGAAAGGGUCCGGUUAAUGUUUUUGUUUAUAUAAUGCAUUUACUACUACAAAAAUGAUUUUGUAAGGUUAUAGUGUCAUAAUUUCAAGUUAUUUCUCUAUUAUCGGAUGAUAUUACCCUAUUACACAUCAUUUUAUAACCGUCCGACCUUAACAAGAACUUAUUGUUUUUAUCAUAACAGAUGAAGUUGUUGUUUGUCGCAGUCAUAUUAAAACCAUGUACAACAUCAGACUGCUCACAGAAUGAAGUGGUUCUUUUCAGAUUGGUCGCGGCUUUCAUCGACCGGUUUCGCUUCGUUCGCGGCUUCGUUGUCGACCCAGCCCAAUCAACAGUACGGCUCCACGCAGUCGCUGAGCAAAGAGUCCGACAGUCAGUCGAUCAGUGCUAUGCCCCCGCCCAGUUCGGGAUCCAUCUCCAGUUCAGAACGAGUACAAGCCAUGAGUCACGGUUCCAAGCACAAGUACCGCCAGAGGGGUGAUGUCACCAUGUCAGGGUGGUUGUUCAAGAGGGGGAAUCACAUCAAGAACUGGAGGAAGAGGUACUUUGUGCUGUUCAAGGAUGGUACUCUGCUGGGGUACAAGAAUGAAGUGACGGACAACUUUGAGGAUCCAUUGAAUGAUUUUACGGUGAAGGAUGUGCAGGUAGGUUUCUUUCACAAAUGUCACCUUGAAGUUAGAAAAACACAUAGUAAUAUUGAUUUAGUAUUAUGAACUUUUGCAAUAGGUUAGUUGUAUUCUAAGCUGUAGAUUAAGCUUACUUAAGUUUUUAUGAGCACCGCUUUCGGCAAUAGUUCCUUAGGUCUUUAUGACUUGUUUUUGUCAUAAAAUUGGUUUUGUGGACACACUUUCCUGUAAACUGUCCUAUAAUUUUUGCCAAUUUGAGCAGCCAAAACAACAUAUUUUGAUAAGCGACCGUCUUAUUCUUACUGUCGUAUUUUCGAAAAUACUCCGACGAUCUUUAAGGGAAAACAUGCUCAAAUUUAUUUGUCAGGAAAACAGCUAGCCGGCUGGCAUGGGGGGUAAACAGCAUGGUAUUCUAACAUAACAUAUCUUAACUUAUUUCGACUUCAAGUUUGUAUAUUGAGGUGGUUGUCGUAUGUUGAUUAGGUUUGUAUAUCUUCCGAACUGUUAGUAUUUUACUAUAGUAUUGUUGCUUACUAUUUUGUUCUGAUUUUGGCUGUGCAUGUUGUUUUAGAUAUCAUAGGUUGAAAGGGUGUUUAUAUUAUGCCAUAAUGUAUUUAUUAUGGCUGAUUUUACCGUGAUAUACUGUUAUUACAAUGUUAAUGUUUGUAUCUCACCAUAGUAAAUAUAUUCAUAUACCAACGCAAUAACCACCAUACAACAUCUCGUACGUAUCUGUUCUGUUUUGUACUGUUAACACACUUUCAAGUGUCCUAUUCUGGUUAUUGGGCCCUAACUGUAGACCACUUGGCCAUUCGACCAAAAGUCGACGACUUAUGUGAUUGUAAACAAAGGCCUCUUUAUGGUGAUCAAGUUGUUUUUCGGUGCCAUUCUGUCGCUCUGUUUAUUGUUUUCUCAACGUCGCGACAUAACAAAAAACAAAAAAGUUCGAUGACAUGGAUAGACAGUUUAAUACCGUCGCGUGUGUAGGUGUAGUUGUGAAAUGAUUGUAGAUAUGGCUACAAUUCGAAGGAAAUUAAAUUUUUGAAAAAGUCUGAAAAAAUUGAAAUUAUAGGGAAAAUUUUGAAAAAACUUUCAAUUUUUUAAAAAUAUUUGAACAAUUUUUGAAAAAGAAGCAUUUCUAUAAACUUUUUGACCGUAAAAAGAAUUUCGAUAUAUGAUCAAUUAUUAUGGAGCUUCUAUAGUACCCUAAAGGAAGCUACUUCAGUUUAGAACCUAGCAUUAUCCUACAAUAAUAUACUCUUUCAUGAUACUAUUAUAUUAUACUAUACUAAUAGUUCCUGACUCCAAACUAUUCCAAUCACCAGCUCUUUUAAGCUUACCCUACCCUCUCCACCCUUGACCUAUGGUCAUCAUAACGUUAUUAAGUGGUCUAAGCAAUUAGAAUUAGCCUUUGUUGAUUAGAUUGGUCAUAUUCUCGCACGCUGACCGCCGUUCCGUGCUUGUUUUUGUUUUUGUCGCUAUAUCUGUGUUUUCAAAAACAUACCUGGGUUUAUUAGCCAUCUCGAUAAUUACAGUAGGCUGUUGUUGUUGUUACAGUAGGUGUUAUUGUUUUGGUGGUCGGUGGUUUGAUGUCAUUUUUGUUACAGUAGGAAUAUAGUUGUUUUGAUUACUGUAGGAUGUGUUACAGUGUUUUUAACUUUGAUCAUUGUCAUGGUUAAUAUAUGUGACUUAUCAAUUGAUAUGGUGGUGAAGUUUUACUAUUACGCAAACUUUUUAAAGCCAAAAUUAAGUUACAGUACUCCUCUUUUUAAGUCUAACAAUUAGUCCUAUUAAGCCACCACUAAUAAGCCUGGCGUUGUUGUUGUCGGUGGGGGUGUAGCCUGUUAUUGUAGACGGGUGUUGAUAAAUUAACAAUGUUUUGUUGUGAUAUAGACAAUAACAGUAAAUAAAAAGUACUAUUUACUGUGCUACAAUCCCAAUAACAUUCCACUUACCAAAAUAUUUUCUAUUUACCGUAGCGGUUACUGUAAUCCCCGGUGUUUUCGAAAAUAAUUGAAAUCAUCGCGAAAUAAUCGGCUAGCCACCCCCUCCCCUGCCCACCCCCUACCGAAGCCAAAGUAAUUCUCGAGGGUCGCGCGACAGCGAUGGGCGAUAAACAACAACAAGAAGGGUUGUUGUUGAUGAUCAUAUACACAGGGCCAUCACAAAAAUAUCCGCUUGUUUUCGCUGAAUCUAGAGGGCGGGGUAGGUUGUUUUUGGGACCGGUCAACUUCCCUCAACAAGCAGCGGCACUUCGACUAAACGCCCGCUGGCAUUAGGUCGCUAGUUGGCCUUCUGGGGAUAGGCGCGGUUAAGGGAGCUGGCUUGAGAUAUGUUAUGAGAUUUGUUACUGUUGAGAGUAACUACGGAAAAGCAUAGGUGUUUCAUUGUCUUUACAAUGUAUUUAUAUAAUUUACGUAUCAGUACCUCAACUCAAUUAUCAUCAACUGAAAUCGACCUCAUUUUAGGUAAUGCGUGCAGAAAAACCCCGGCCCAACACGUUCCUCGUGCGCGGUCUACAGUGGACCUCCGUAAUCGAACGUAUCUUCUGUACGACUAGCGCAGAAGACCGUGAACGGUGGGUAGACGGUCUCCGGAACGUUGCCGAAGCCAUCAAGAGUGAUCCGAACGGUCUUGGAAUGAUGGACGUGACUCAACUCCCGCUCGACACUCAGCCACGGAUGCAGAUGGACGUGACCAGCACAGCACCCUCCACUUCAGACAUGUUUGGUACCACUGUAGCUGAUGCUGGCGCUCGUCAACAGAAGGAGCAAGAGCAACAAGAUGCCAUGGAGAUCACGGAGAUCGACGGCAGGAGUCAGGAACAUUCGUUGAUCACGUUGAACGACUUUGAGUUCUUGAAAGUACUAGGCAAAGGCACUUUUGGUAAGGUGGUACUAAGUCGAGAGUUGCGUACCAACCGUCUUUAUGCCAUUAAGAUUCUGAAGAAGGAGGUCAUAUUGGCCAAGGAUGAGCUACAGCAUACGAUGACAGAGAACAGAGUGUUACAGCGAUGUAAACAUCCGUUUUUAACUGUAAGUAAAUUAAAAAUAUUUUUAGCAAGACUAUUUAAAUCUCUAAUUAGGCAUAGUAUUUUAAACUUCACAUGUCACAAUCAAUAUUAUGAUUACGAUUCCUUCAUAAAAACUAAAAUAAACCCCAAAUACUACAAUAUAAUUCCCUUUCAGGAACUGACAUACUCCUUCCAAACAGUAGAUCGCCUCUGUUUCGUGAUGGAGUUCGCCAUCGGUGGUGAUCUCUACUAUCACUUGAACCAAGAGGUCCAGACCAAGAAGGAAGGCUUCACAGAAGACCGUACCCGCUUCUACGGUGGGGAAAUCGUCCUGGCCUUGGGCUACUUACACGACAACAACAUCGUAUACCGCGAUCUCAAGCUAGAAAACCUCCUGUUGGAUCGCUACGGACAUAUCAAGAUCGCCGACUUUGGCCUCUGUAAAGAAGACAUUGCCUUCGGGGAUCGUACUCGCACCUUCUGUGGCACGCCAGAGUAUCUAGCGCCAGAAGUGCUUGACGAUAACGACUACGGGCGGUCGGUGGAUUGGUGGGGAUUGGGCGUGGUAAUGUACGAGAUGAUGUGUGGGCGGCUACCGUUCUACUCGAAGGAGCACGAGAAACUGUUCGAACUGAUCCUGUCGGGCAACAUCAGAUACCCAUCCAAGUUGUCUCAAGAAGCCCAGAAUCUGCUUUGUAAUCUACUAGUCAAAACUCCUAGUCAUCGGUAAGAAUGAUCUACUUAAACUAAUAUAUAAAACGGUAUAAACGACUAAAAUAGCUCAUUGGCCGGGACAGAAAACCCGCCUAAAGGCAUAUAUUUAUAUUCAGGCCUUAUAAAAAAUUAAAAUCUUAAAAUACGAUGACUAUAUAACAAUUUAAUUUUAAUGAUUUCAGCUUGGGUGGAGGUCCGAACGACGCCCGUGACAUCCAAGCACAUCCAUUCUUCCGACCGGUCAAUUGGGAGAUGUUAUACCGAAAGGAAAUCACCCCGCCAUUCAUCCCCCAACUCAAAUCUGACACUGACACAUCGUACUUUGACGCUGUAAGUUUCCUGUUUAAAAUAUAAUAUAUGCUUUGGGUUUAUCACCUAAACUUCGAUCAAUUUAGUUAAUAACCAUAAAUUAGGUAACAAAAUUAAGGCUUGAAUCAGCUUUGGCACUGUCUAUUAUGCCCAUAUCAAAAGUUAUGCUUAAUCAAAGAAGAUAUUGCCAUAAAACCUUGUUACCUAAACAUAAUUUCAGGAAUUCACACGUGAGAACGUCCAACUGACCCCGCCCCUCCACCGCGACGGCUCCUUAUCAGUGGUGAGCGAGUUGGAGGAGAUGCAACAGAACUUUGUCCAGUUCUCCUUCCACAACGUGUACCAGAGCCCGGAGGAGGACUCGAUGAUGCGCCACAUCCCUCACAUCCCCUGA